Messenger RNA from Didymodactylos carnosus, 336 nucleotides. Lineage: Eukaryota; Metazoa; Rotifera; Eurotatoria; Philodinida; Philodinidae. The record is from the annotation of a GenBank genome assembly.
AUGGCAAGCCAAACACCUGAAUUUUAUCAUAAAGCUCUUGAAAUUAAACGAAAUGUUCUUCCACCUACGCAUAGUGAACUUGCUGUUACUUAUAAUAAUAUAGGGGAACUUCAAAACGAAAUGGAAAAUUUCCCGUUUGCAUUAACAUACUUUGAAAAAGGUUUGAAUAUUCAAUUAAAAACUUUAUCUCCUUAUGAUUCAUCAUUAGCUAAUACUUAUAAUAAUAUUGAUCUUAUUCAUCGUGAAAUGGAAGAUUAUUCACAAGCUAUUUCAUAUUUUGAAAACUCACUUGAAAAGUUAAAUAUAAAACAUUUAUGUCACAUCAUCCGUUAUUAG